Peronospora farinosa is the source of this 1182-nucleotide messenger RNA. The record is from the annotation of a GenBank genome assembly. NCBI's taxonomy places the organism in Eukaryota, Oomycota, Peronosporomycetes, Peronosporales, Peronosporaceae.
AUGACCCCCAUCGCUUCGCCCGAGAUCACACAAACCGACGACCUCGUGGACCAUGACACACCACCAGCCACGCCUGUCUUACCGGUCACCAUCGUCUCGCGCGAGAAAGUGACGGAGCCACAGCAUCGUCAACUCCUGUCGCUCCCUCGCCAAGUAAAAGAAUGUACUAUCCAGCGCAUUCUCGUGACAGGUGGCGCUGGAUUCAUUGGCAUUCAUUUGUGUCGUAAAUUGCUGGAGGAAGGCCACGAGGUUAUCUGUCUUGAUAAUUUCUUUACAAGUCAACGUUCGAAUGUACUGGAGCUACAGACCGUCUACCCGAACUUUGAGUUUGUGCGUCACGACAUCACAGAGCCGUAUAUCUGUGAAGUGGACCAGAUUUACAAUUUAGCGUGUCCAGCGUCACCAGUUCAUUACCAGUACAAUCCCAUAAAGACUACCAAAGUGUCGUUCCUGGGUGCAAUUAACGUCCUUGGACUUGCCAAGCGCGUGAAAGCUCGCGUGUUCCAAGCUUCAACGAGUGAAGUUUAUGGCGAUCCGGAAGUUUCACCACAAGUGGAAUCGUAUCUAGGCAAUGUAGACUGCACUGGGGUAAGAGCGUGCUAUGAUGAAGGCAAGCGCGUGGCUGAGACGCUAUUUUUUGAGUACCACCGGACACUGGAUGUGGAUAUUCGAGUGGCACGUAUCUUUAAUACGUACGGUCCUGGGAUGCACCCCCAUGACGGACGUGUUGUGAGCAACUUUAUCAUGCAGGCUCUGCAGGACGAGGACAUUACAAUUUAUGGUUCAGGCAAUCAAACGCGCUCAUUUUGUUUUGUGGAUGACUUGGUGGAAGCUAUCGUCCGCUUUAUGAGCUGCACCACGUGUGUGGGGCCUAUGAACUUGGGCAACCCGCACGAUAUGACUAUUCGUCAACUUGCCGAAAUGAUCAUUCGUCUUACAAAUUCUAGGAGCCGAUUGGUGUUCCGAGAUCUCCCGAACAACGAUCCCAAGCUGCGCAAACCUGAUAUUACCCUUGCCAAAACGCAUUUAGAUUGGACUCCUCAUGUGUGCAUCGAAGAAGGGCUCAAGCGCACUAUCGCAUAUUUUCAGAACUUGGACCUAUCCACGCACAAGCCGCCAACUAACAACACAGCGCAUCGAAAGAGUGAAAUGGCGAACCAGACUCAUGCAGCUCUUCGCUAG